UAGUAUAAACAAGGGGUAUUGGGAUCUGUUGGGGUCGCUGGGAUCAGACAACUAACAUUCUGGAAAAAGUUUCGUGCUCUCAAUCCUUCAAAUGCCACGUAGCUCUUUCGUUUUAUGGCCUCUUCCGUUUAGGAAAUAUAAAAAUGAUUCCUAAACCAAGAUAAACGCGCACCGUACGUCUCUCUCUCUCUCUCUCUGUGAAAGCUUCAACUUUCUCUAUCUCAAUUCUUUUCAGGAUCUCCUACUCUCUUGACUCGUAUAAAAUUCACAUUCUCUCACCCUAAAUCUCGUUAUACAAAUCACUCAUUGUCUUUGCUCCUUGAGGUGGCAUUGCAGAGAUCCGAGUUUGAAUCUGGAUGGAGAUAGACAUGGUCGUCGAGUUGGGUUUGAUUUAAUUCCGAGUCUCUUUUUUCUUUCUCAUUUCUGUUUGUUCUAAACUUGAACAUGGAUGGUGAAUAUCAAGAACUUAUGGUAUAAGUAUCAAUUUGUGAAGGCUUACAUAAGGAAUUCCAGAGGAGUGCAGCUUUUCACUUGCAGAUGGUUGCCUUUCUCUUCCCCAAAGGCCCUUGUUUUCCUUUGCCAUGGUUACGGCAUGGAGUGCAGCGGUUUCAUGAAAGAAUGCGGGGUCCGGCUAGCUAAUGCCGGGUAUGCGGUGUUCGGAAUCGAUUACGAGGGCCACGGACGUUCUCGGGGGGCAAGGUGUUACAUUAAGAAGUUCGAAAACAUCGUUAACGAUUGCAAUGACUUCUUCAAGUCGAUUUGUGCGGAGGAAGAGUACAGGGACAAGUGUAGGUUCUUGUAUGGAGAAUCCAUGGGAGGGGCAGUGGCUUUAUUGCUUCAUAAGAAGGACCCUAAAUUUUGGAAUGGUGCUGUUCUUGUUGCACCAAUGUGUAAGAUAUCAGAGAAAGUAAAGCCGCAUCCACUGGUUGUGAAUGUAUUGACUAGAGUGGAGGAGAUUAUACCGAAAUGGAAGAUUGUACCCACCAAAGACGUCAUUGAUUCAGCCUUCAAGGACCCUGUAAAGCGCGAAGUGAUAAGAAGCAACAAGCUUAUCUACCAAGACAAGCCGAGGCUGAAAACAGCUUUGGAAAUGCUUAGAACUAGCAUGAGCCUUGAAGACAGUUUACAUGAGGUGAAACUGCCUUUCUUUGUUUUACACGGGGAGGCAGAUACAGUUACAGACCCUGAAGUAAGCAAGUCUCUGUACGAAAAAGCCAGCAGCCCAGACAAGACCAUAAAAUUGUACCCUGGAAUGUGGCAUGGCUUAACAUCAGGAGAGCCUGAUGGGAACGUCGAAAUCGUGUUUGCAGACAUCACAGUUUGGCUUGAGAAGCACACUACAGACAGCAAUGUCAUGGUUGUGCAGCCAAUUCAAACAUUUAAUGACGGCAUCGUGAAGUUGAACACCACAGCAUCAUCCCCCGAAACCAUGAACAAGCGGCAGAAAGGGAGCUAUUUUUGUGGGUUAAAGGGACGAAGAUUACAGCAUCACUCAGCAAUGUAGUCCGGCAUGCUGGGAAUCAUAUCUACUGUUUCAUACUUGUGCAUAAUCACUUUAAAACUGCUCUCAAAUUUUCCUCCCAAAUGAUAAAUGUGAAUCAGUAUGAUCGGAAUUGGGAGGAAGUGGAAUAAAAAGUAACCCUGUUUUUACUGAACCUAAAA
This is a messenger RNA of Rosa rugosa (rugosa rose), 1662 nucleotides long. Its product is annotated as caffeoylshikimate esterase. The record is from RefSeq and is a predicted model, not a curated record. Gene Ontology annotation, cellular component: membrane. NCBI's taxonomy places the organism in Eukaryota, Viridiplantae, Streptophyta, Magnoliopsida, Rosales, Rosaceae. Gene Ontology annotation, molecular function: lipase activity. The transcript has 8 exons. The coding region runs from base 449 to 1504 and encodes 351 amino acids.